Ambispora leptoticha is the source of this 900-nucleotide messenger RNA. Lineage: Eukaryota; Fungi; Glomeromycota; Glomeromycetes; Archaeosporales; Ambisporaceae. The record is from the annotation of a GenBank genome assembly.
AUGGGUGGUUGUUGUUCUAGACGCAUUAUUGAGCAAGACGACAACAAAUUUCGUUAUAUUGAUGGCAGACGGUACCAUAAUAUUUCUGAUUCAGAAUAUAUGAUACCCAAUGAUGACGAAGAGGCUUAUCGUUUAAUGCGGUAUCAUGAAGCGAUAAAAGAUAUUUGGGGAGGAUUAUUUAAUUCACCUAUUGAAGAAAAGUUGAGACAAGGAGCUCGAGUAAUUGAUAUAGGAUGCGGUACUGGAACUUGGAUUUUGGAUAUGGCAAAACAAUAUCCUAAAUCACAUUUUAUAGGGGUAGAUUUAUCACCAAUAUUUCCAUCAGAAGGUUUUCCUGUUAAUGUAAAUUUCAUCGAGUACAAUCUCCUAGAUGGGCUUCCAUUUGAAGAUUUACAUUUCGACUUUGUCCAUCAAAAAUUUCUUAUUUCAGCUUUCACAGAAUCACAAUGGAAAGAGAAAGUUAUCCCUGAAUUAAUAAGAAUAACUCAAGCAGAUGGUUGGAUAGAGCUUUUAGAAGCAGAUUCUGGUUUUGUUUCCAAAAUGAGCACUACUAAACGAAUUUGCGAUGCUUUUAAAACUGUCUUGACAUCAAAAGGAAUAAACAUAAAGAUUGGCGAAAUUCUCCCGAGCUUGUUAGAAAGCACAAAUGCGUUUUCAGAAGUAAGAUACCAAAAAAAAUCUAUCCUUUUAGGCAAACGUGGUGGACAAAAUGGAGAGGAGACAUUUAAGUUCGUUUCAAGUGCUCUCAAACCAACCAGAGGUUGGUUACCUGCUAUGAUUGACAUAAUGCCUGAACAUUUUGAUGCACUUUUGGAAAUCUUUACCAUUGAGGUAGAACAAAAUGAUACUUUUCUUAAUCAGCAUCGCAUUUGUGGACAUAAGCAUAACGAUAACAUUUAG